CCCCUCGAAUCUGAUAACUGCCAUUCCCAUCGUUCUCAAGAAUUCCUAGUGCGUAUCACCCCAACAGGAAUCGCAUGUUGAGUUUUUUUUUUUCCCCUCGUUCCCUGGAAUCCUGAACCCCAACGCUCUCAUAACGGGUGCAGUGGGAGACUUUGCUCAGCCCGAGUGGCAGCUGUGACCCCCAACAUUUCAUCCUCGUGCUGCAUGCUUCUUUGUUCAGGAGUACUCACUGGUCUGCAGCUGCUGCAUACAAAGUGGAGUUCAGGGGCCUCUCCCCGCACCCAAUACUCUGCUCUUGGAGUGAGUAGUGCUGACAGCCUUAAGAGCUCGCCCUGUGUCCGAUUCCAAAUCUGUCAGGAGUCUCCCCUUGCAGAGUCUGACAAGACUUACUCUAGUGGCAGAGAGGUUUCACUGUUCCUUUUUGUGGACCCCCAGCCCGGAAAGGGACAGCUUAGCUUUUUCCCAGGGUCUAUUGGCUCUUUGGCCUUUUGGUUAUGGUGGAUCUUUUGACCUUAAACACCACCUUUCCAGUAAAGGGUACCAAGAAGUUACAGAUGACGGCAGAGGAGUGAGUGAGGAGCCAAGAGAAGUGAUGGAUGGGAGGCCCUUUGUGCAGGCUUGCGAUUCAGACUUUUGUGUGAGGCUAGAGCAUUGCUAAGCUUUACAGGCAAGGAAGUAGAGCUGCCUCACCAGGUCCUGUCAGUGACAAUGCCACCUUAACCAGAAGGAAGGAACCCAGACCUCUGGGUUUGGGAAAGAGCACCUUUUCCAGUUUGAUACUGGACAACGGUGGCUCUCAGUUUCCGCUGGGGCAGAAGUAAUUUCAGCGUCUUGAAGUUUGACUUUUUUUUAGAGGCUUACAGACAUCAGACCAGUCCAGCCAGGUCAAGAUAUAUGCAGAGGAAUAAAGGAUGAGCUUUGCUUCAUGUCUUCUCCUUGACACUGCAGAGCAGAAUAAGUACAGAUCAUGGAUGCCAAGAGCUCUCAAUGGGGGAACAGAGAAGAUGCCAAUAUUACCCAUUGGGAUUCUGCAGCUUAACCUUCUAGACUUCUCUGCUGCUCUUCUAUAGUCUAUGAGUCAUUUUCCAGGCAGGACAGAGGCCUAUAUUGGGCUCCUCAGCAGCCUUAUGAAGAGAAGGGGAAACAGAUUACUUCAUCAUGGUAAUUCUUACAGAAGAGAAACCCAUGAACUGAGCAUAAGCCACACUCCUCAGAAAAAGGUAAAAGCAACUGUGACUUCAAAGGUGGCAAGAUGCUAAUCAGUGAAAGAGCCUGCCGCUGGCCAAGAGGAAUUGCUCGAAGUAGAUCUGAAGGAAAUUUGGUUGACAUGGAAGCCUCAACACUCUCAAAAAAUCAUAAUAUUAUAGCAUGCCAGAAGCUCGACCUUCCUCACAACUGGCCAGAUGCUUCUGUUCACCAUGGCAAUAGUGCUGCAAAAGCUACAAAUCCAUUCUGGAAUGAGCUGUCUGCCUCGAACCCAUUUCUGGAUGACAUCACUCAGCUAAGAAAUAACCAAAAGAGAGAUAAUAUGUCCAUUUUGAAGGAAGAUCCUUUUCUUUUUUCAAGACAAAUAGAAACAGGGAAUUCUUUUGAUUCCUCUGGUGAUGAACUUGACAUGGAUCAGUUGCUUAGGCCAUCUUCCUCAAGGAAGUCAGGAAGAUCUAAGAGUGUUUCAGAACUCCUGGACAUCUUAGAUGAUACAACACAUACUCAUCAAAGUAUACAUAGCUCUGACCAGAUCCUAAUACAAGACUUAGAAUGGCUUCAAAAUGACCGAGAAGCAUAUAAAAUGGCUUGGCUAAGUCAACGUCAGCUGGCCCGCUCUUGCCUGGAUCUGAAUAUAGUUAAUCAGAGUCCUGGGUGGGCUCAAACACAAAUUGCAGAGACUAUUGCAGUUUGUAAAUUAAACCAUCACGGAGGAUCAGUGCAGUUACCCGACUCAGAUAUCACUGUUCAUGUACCCCAAGGACACGUAGCUGUAGGAGAAUUCCAGGAGGUAUCUCUGAGAGCAUUUCUGGAUCCUCCACCAAAGCUGAACCAUGAUCUGUCCUGCACUGUAAGCCCUCUGUUGGAAAUCAGGUUAAGCAACCUGAAGACCAUGGAAGCUAUUUUGCUGGAGAUGAAAAUUGGAGCAGAAGUGAAAAUAGAUCCUCUGAGCCAAGUCAUGACAGAAAUGGUGUGUUUACACAGCCUGGACAGAGAAGGCCCUUUCCAAGCACUAAACAACUGCUAUUUCUACAAAGACACAAUUCAAGCAAAGUUUCUUGAUCUGAGCCCUGUAAUGUACAUAGUCAUAGCUGUGCAAGCUAAGGCCAUUCAGCCGCCAGCUGCUACUAUUUGGGAUUAUAUUCAUAAAACCACCUCCAUUGGAAUUUAUGGACCCAAAUAUAUCCAUCCAAGUUUUACUGCUGUUUUCACAGUUUGUGGACACAACUAUGUGCCAGGAAAGUUUACAGUCUCUGACAUUAGGAAGGGUGGAAAAAACGUAUCUCCGGUAGUAUUUCAUCUCUGGGGGAAGCAUUCAUUUUUACUUGACAAGCCACAAGAUUUAAUUAUUUCAGCUUUUUCAUGUGAUCCUGAUUUUGAAGUAAAGGUAGAGAGAGAAAGGAAAAUAAUUGCACAAAGGCAAUUGGAAGCAGGUGCCAUAGUUCAUCAACAAAUGUCCUUUUCUUCAGUUGACCACAGAGAUAUGCACUUGUUUGUUUUCAGGGUUCAUGUGGGGCCUCCCAGGGGAAAACCAGUCACACAAUUUUUUGUCACUUCACCUGAUCCAGCCCCAAACCUAAAAAGGCUCUCACAUCUUCAGAGCUAUUUCCAGAAGGAGAGAGAAGGCAAGAGAGUGCCUUUGUUAUCAGUGGGGCUUGUUAAGUACCCCACUUUCCAAGAUAAAAAAAUGAACUUCACCAAUUAUGGGGUCACACUGAAGACGGUUCUGAGGCAAAGUAGGAUUGACUACUUACUUGAUUACUUAAAGGGGGAUACAAUCGCCCUUCUUGGAGAAGGCACGGUAAGAGCCAUUGGGCAAUCCAAAGUGAAAGAAUGGUAUGUAGGAGUCCUCCGAGGUAAGGUCGGACUUGUGCACUGCAAAAAUGUCAAAGUGAUUUCCAAAGAACAAGUGAUGUCUCUGUCUGAUGGCAGUUUGACAACCAAGAAUCUUUUGGAGCAAAUUGCCUUGCCAUUUAAAAAUCUGACUUAUAUAUACUCUGUUAUGUUGACCCUGGUGUCAGAAAACAUUCAUGACUGGAAAGUUUUAGCUAAUGUCCUGGGCUACUCACAUCUGGCACAGGAAGAUUUUGAUCAAAUUCAAGCAGACAAGGAACCAGAAAGGGUUUCUUACAUUGUCAAGAAGUUAAAGGAAGAUUGCCACGAAGACAGAAGUACCAGAAAGUUUCUUUAUGAACUGAUUGUGGCUCUGCUAAAGAUGGAUUGCCAAGCGUUAGUGGCACGUCUUAUCCAAGAGGCUGUUAUACUGACCUCAGCUGUUAAGCUUGGAAGAAGCUGGAGGGAACUUGCUGAGAAGUCGGCAGGACUCACUAAGCAUCAGAUGCAGGCGUAUGAAAUUCCCUACCGAGGAAAAUCUGGAGAUGUUUCAGCCGAGACAAUAUGGAAACCUGCUUAUGAUUUUCUGUAUGCUUGGAGCACUCACUAUGGAAAUAGCUAUAGAGAUGUGUUACAAGACCUUCAAUCAGCUUUGGACAGAAUGAAAAACCCUGUCACCAAACGGUGGAGAGACUUAACUGGAACUUUAAUAUUAGUAAAUUCUUUAGAGGUUUUAAGAGUAACUGCUUUCACUACUUCUCAAGAAAUAUAGAAUGAAGCAAGUUUGCGGAGCAAGGAAAAUGGCAACAAAGACCAAGAAGACAGACAGCUUGUUAGCUGAUCCAUGUAGUAAGAUUAAAAACAACAACAACAUGCGUGACAGUUGUAUAGCUUGGUCUUCUUGUGGGACUCCUGACCGUGGGAGCAGGGGCUGUUUCUGACUCUUUUGCUUAAUACAAGGAGAGGUGCUUAGUCUCACUGCAACUUGAUAUGCCAUGUUUUGUUGCUAUCCACGGGAGGCCUGCCCCUUUCUAAAUAGAAACAGAGGAGGAGCGGGUUGGUUGGGGCACAGAGGGUGUGUGUGUGUGGAGGGGGACUGGGAGGACAGAAAGGAGGGGGAACAGCAGUUGGGCUGUAAAAUAAAUAAAUUAAUAAAUAUUAAAAAGCAAAACAAAACACUUUAGGUUUGUACCUUAUCAUGCUUUGAGAAUGUAAUUGGGAAUUUUAAGCAGUUUAGAAAAUGAAAACCAUCUUGGUAAUUUAAGGAUGGAACACUGAUUUAAAUAUUAACAUACACAUAAAACUGGUGAUCUCUUAUAUUCUUCCAAGGGCAUUUUAAACUCAUGUCCAAUCUGUUCUUUUAAAUUUGUUCCUAUAUAUUUUUAUAAAUUGUUCCUACUUUUCUGCAUUUUAUAAUAUCCUUGCUGUGAUGAAUUUUCCUAAUCAGAAUAGAUUAAUUCAGUAAUCACAAAUUGCCUUUUCUACUUGGCAAAAAGUCAAUGGAAUUAAUAAGGCUCUUACAGUCUCUCUUUGACAUCACUAAAGUAUCAAAAGCUAUUAAUCUAAAACUUCUCCAAGCAUUGAAAAAAUGGAAAUAGAUUAGAUGGUCCUUUUGGUUCCUUAGGCUUUUCAUUUAAUGAUGCACAAAUCAGCAUGGGAUUCCAGUUCAGUCUGGAGUUCAGAAUGUGACCAUUGUUCUUUGUAGUUCCCGGAUUCUUGACUUCUUUUUUCAAAGGGCUUCACAUGAGUCCACCAGGGGAUUCCUUCAACAAUGUACCACUAACUGUUUAUAUCAAUCACAGAAACAGCACAUUUUUAUGUCAUGUAGCUAAUACUGUGUAAAUUGUGUACUUGUAGAUAGCUAAGUAUGUAGAAUAAUGAAUCAAUGGAUGCCACUGAACAGAGAAAAGGUACUGAUAGUAAACAGCUUUGAAUGUAUGUGACAUGAGUUUCUGUGGUAGUUUGAAUAACUAUGGCCCCCACAGACUCAUGUGUUUGAAUGCUUGCCCCAUAGGAAGUGGCACUAUUAGGAGGUGUGGCCUUGUAGGAGUAGGUGUGGCCUUGUUAUAUAAAGUGUGUCACCAUGGGGACAGGCUUUGAGGUCUUAUAUGCUCAAGCUAAGCCCAGUAUGACAUACAGUCUCCUUCUGCUACCUGCAGAUCACAAUUUAGAACUCUCAGCUCCUUUUCCACCACCAUGUCUGCCUGCAUGCUGCCGUGCUUCUUGCCAUAAUGAUAAUGGACUAAACCUCUGAAACCGUAAGCCAGCCCCAAUUAAAUAUUUUCCUUUAUAAGAGUUGCUGUAGUCAUGGUGCCUCUUCACAGCAAUAGAAACCUAUUUAAGUUUCCAAACUUUAAUUUUUAGACCAUACUGUUGUACAUAAAAUAUUUGGUGACUUUUUGAUGCCUAAAGAAUAUUUGAGGGCAUAUAAGAGAAUAGUAAAAAUUUAAGUCAGUUUAGGUUUUUGAAAUUAAAAUAGAUUUUCUACUGUUUAUACAAACACAAAAUAGCCUGUAACAUUUACAGUCUCUGGGACCUCACUGGCCAACAAUUCCACACCAAAAAGGUAAUUCACUCCAUGGACUAAGUUUUUUAUUUGUGCAUUGUCACCCUAUUAUGGGCAAUUGCAUUUUAACUCUGUGUGUGUGUGUGUGUGUGUGUGUGUGUGUGUGUGUGUAUGCUUUAAGAAAUUUCUACAGCAAUAGGUUUACAUCUGACUUUUUCAAAAGGUCUUUAAUGUCAGUUUCCCUUCCUCAUAUUCCUUCUACUAUUCUGUCCUCCAAACCCACAGCCCAUUUAACUCUUAUUUCAUUAUUCCCCUUAGACCAUUAUACCAUUGUGUUCUGUCUCCUUUCACCCGAAAGACCCUCUUCUCACAGCCCCUAUCAUAGUUUUUAUUUUAUUGCUGUGUAAAGACACCAUGGAUAAGGCAGCUUAUAAAAUAAAACAUUUAAUGGGGGGCUUGUUAUAAUUUCAAGUGCUUAAUCCAUGGCCCGCAUGGUGGGGAGCAUGGUGGCAGACAGGCAGGCAUGGUUCUAGAGAAAAAGUAGCUAUGAACUUACAUUCUGAUCAACAGAAAAGAGGCAUUUAGAGAGUGAGAUAUUUGGGCUCUUGAAACCCCAAAGCUCACCCUCCCAGUGAUGCAUCUCUUUCAACAAGCCAUGCCCCCUAAUAUUUCCUAAGUAGUACACCAACUGGGAACCAAACAUCCAAAUGUAUGAGCCUUUUCUUAUUAGAACCAUUACAUUCUACACCCAGGCCCCCAUAGACCUGUAGCCAUAUCAUGAUGCAAACUGCAUGUAGUCUAACUUUAAAAGUCUCUGUUAUCUUUCACAGUCUCAACACCAUUUAAAAGUCCAAAAUUUCUUCUGAGAUUCAAGGCCAUCUUAUAAUCACCUAUAAAAUCAAAAUCAAAUUACAUAUGUCCAACAUACAAUGACAUAGAAUAUACAUUAUCAUUCCAAAAGGAAAGAAAGGUGGCAUUGUGAGGAAGUCUUGGACCAAAACUAGACUGAAAACCAGUAGGGCAAACUCCAAACCCUGCAUUUUCAUGUCUGAUGAUAAUGGGCUUAUUAGAUGCCAGCUUUGCCAACAGCAGCACACUUCUUUCUCUCUUGGGUGGUUCAGCUUCCUGUAUGCAACUCUCCUUGGCAGGUAUCCCACAGCUCUGGCAUCUCCAAUCCCUUGGUGUCUCCAACUCAGUUCAGGCUUUACUUUCACAGCUUCACUCAAUGGCUUUUCUGGGCCUCUAUGAAGGGACUCCUCUGCCACACAUCUGGUCUCAGCAGCUUUCCUUAAUCCCGGAGGAAGAUUCCACAGCACCUUUACACCUGUAAUUUUCUUGAUAAAGCCAGAGCUACUGGUUAAGGCUGCCAAAUUAUGCUGCCCCCUGGGAUUGAAACCUGGCCCCCUCCAUGACUCAUAUUUGCAUGAACUUUGACUUAUUCAUAGUCUCCUUUGUUGAAUAAGCUUUGCUUUUCACAGCUUGGAAGUUUAGCUGGGUAGGGUCUUGCCCUGAGGGUACCACUCCCUUUAUUCCAUCUAGCAUCAGGGUUUUCUUUUAAACUUUUCUUCUACUUGAACACAGGACAUGGCUCCAAUUUACAUUUACUGGUACUCUUUUUCUCCUCAAACUGUACAUUUUGCAUUUCUUUUAACCCUACUUGCUCUUUUUCAUUGUAGAUCUGUACAAAGUAAUUUGCAUAAAAGUAAUUAUAUAAAAGUAAUCACUAACAACUGCAUGAUGCAUUCAAUACUAGGUUACCUUGAAAUUUUCUCUGCCAAUGAUACUAGUCUAAAAGUCUUCAAUUUAGCCUCUGGCAUAUUUUUUUUUUUUUUUUUUGGACACGGGCAGAAAGCAGACACAUUCUUUGCCAAAACAUCACAAGACUGAUCUCUAAUAUUUUUCUCCUUGAAAACCACUUGAUCUGGGCCUCCAUUAGUUACAUUGCUCUCAGCACCACUGUCUCCAUGUUCCUACUAGGAUGGAUUAUUAAGCCUCACUUACGGCAUCCAACCACUUUUCUAGUCAAAAGUCUUGAAGUGAUAUUUCUGCAAAAAACAGCAUGGUUACAACAUUACCCCAGUCCCUUAUACCAAUUUCUGUCUUAGUUACUGUUCUAUUGUGAAGAGACACCAUGACCAAGGCAACUUACUAUAAAUGAAAGCAUUUAAUUGGGGGGCUUGCUUAAAGUUUCAGAGUUAGUCCAUGAUUCUCAUGGUGGGGAGUGUGAGGGCUAGCAGGCAGUCAUGGCACUGAAGCAGUAGCUAGUUAAGAGCUCAUAUCCUAAUCUACAGGAAGCAGGCACAGAGAGAGAGAGCGCAAGAAUGGGCCUGUCUUAGGCUUUUGAAACCUCAAAGCCUGCAUCCGCCAGUGACACACCUCCUCCAAGAAGGCUACACCUUCUAAUCCUUCAUGAACAGUUCCAUCAAGUGGGACACAAGCAUUCAAAUAUAUGAGCUUAUGAGAGCCAUUUUCAUCCAAAUUACCACAGCUCCAUACUAGUUUCCUGACCUCUAUGGGUAUUCCAAGUGAAACACACAAAUCUGAAGAUUCAAAGCUAACAUCCUUAAAUGAAAGAAAAUAUGACAUUGAUAUUUCUGGAUUUGUGCUACCUCACUCAGAAUGAUUGUUUACAGAUCCAUCCAUAUACCUGUAAAUUUUUAUUAACAGCUGAGCAAUAUUCCAUUGUGUAAAUUUACCACAUUUCCAUUAUCUAUUCAUCAGUUGAUGGACAUCUAUAUUGUUUUCAUUUCCUGGCUAUUCUGUAUAGAGCAGCAAUGAAUAUGAAUGAGUAGAUAU
Molecule: messenger RNA, 8341 nt
Organism: Peromyscus californicus insignis
Lineage: Eukaryota; Metazoa; Chordata; Mammalia; Rodentia; Cricetidae
Gene: Macc1
Product: MET transcriptional regulator MACC1
Exons: 8
Coding region: 1253-3811 (852 amino acids)
Cellular component (GO): cytoplasm
Molecular function (GO): protein binding
Source: RefSeq, a predicted model, not a curated record